Molecule: messenger RNA, 1463 nt
Organism: Annulohypoxylon truncatum
Lineage: Eukaryota; Fungi; Ascomycota; Sordariomycetes; Xylariales; Hypoxylaceae
Product: Aldo/keto reductase
Exons: 4
Coding region: 116-1105 (329 amino acids)
Cellular component (GO): cytoplasm
Source: RefSeq, a predicted model, not a curated record
GGUUAGGAACUGAGCUAACUUAAAUCAUUAUUUACAUUAUCCGGGAGUGUCACAAGUGGAAAUUCCUUGUUUGCCAAGCAACCGUAUCGGCUCGAUCAUCACGAUAUUCUCCACCAUGAGUCUAAGCAGGAAACCGCUCACUAUGGUCUGUGGCAAAGAGGUCGGCCCUGUUGGGUUUGGCUUGCUAGGUAUGACGAAGCCAUGGGCGCCCGUCGAAUACCCCGUAGCAAUUAAAGUAAUGAAGGCGGCUUUGGAACAAGGCGCAAACCUCUGGAAUGGUGGAAUUCACUAUGGUACACCUGAGGCCAACUCCUUGCAUCUGCUGAAGUAUUACUUCGAACAAUACCCUGAGGAUGCCAGCAAGGUUGUCAUAAGUAUUAAAGGAUGUUUCACUUUCGAUAACGGGCCAGACGGAAGCCCAGAAGGAAUCCGCGCAGCUGUAGAAGAAGCUGUCAGAGUGUUAGGUGGCACCAAGACCAUCGACGUCUUUGAACUCGCACGAGUCGACCCUAAAGUCCCCAUAGAGACAUCCGUAAAAGCCAUGGCCGAACUGGUCAAGGAGGGAAAGAUUGGCGGAAUUGGCCUGAGUGAGGUUAGCGCUACCACGAUCCGGAAAGUACAAGCUAUUCAUCCUAUCUCUGCCGUCGAGAUUGAGAUGAGCUUGUUUACCCCCGAUCCAUUGCGUAAUGGCAUCUCAGAUACGUGUCAUGAGCUUGGGAUUCCCAUGGUGGCAUAUACCCCAGUUGGACGUGGCUUGCUCACGGGCGCGUUCCGUACGCACGAUGAUCUUCCGAAGGACGGUUUUUGGCGUACGCUCCCGCGGUUCCAGCCUGAGGCUUUCGAUCAAAACAUUAAGCUCGUCCAGGCAGUGGAGCAGAUAGCCAAGCGCAAGGGUGUAACAACCGGACAAGUAGCCAUUGGCUGGGUGGUAGCUGUUGGCGCUAUCCCUAUUCCUGGGACUACAAGACUUGAGCGAGCCAUCGAGAACACCAAGGCUGCCUCACUGACAGAUGAAGAUUUGGCUGAGAUCCAGAAGAUCAUUGAUACCCUACCUAUCUGCGGGGAGCGAUAUGGUGGUUGGAUGGAAAAGUACAAUAAUGCAUAACAAUGCUUUAUCUUUUGCAGGGGUUAGUGUGUGCUAAAGUUGAAGGUAUCUAAUCACACAUGGGGAGUGAUUUGGUUAAGAUAUUUAUGUUGCUUGAUGUUAUUAACAUAGGUAGUCUUCCACAUAAAAGAGCGAGAUUACCCCUGAAUGAAAAUCCAAAGCCAACCUUGAGACGAAUUUUAAAUACAUCCACAAUAUAAUAUCUCUACCAGUUCCCUACCUACUAUCACAGGACUAUUUUAGACAAUUUUUACAUCAUUUCUCAUCUGGCGUCUCCAAUAGAAACCGCUUUCUAAGGCAAGGGUUUCAAUCAGGGUCGAAUCAUGUUUUCUCUCUCUUUUUUAGAAGAAAUAAAAGC